CGCGGGCGGAAGUGGCGACGCUGGCGUCCCGGGAGGCGGCGGGCGGCGACAGCCCGGGCGCGGACGCCCUCGGCGCGGGCUGGGGCAUCACCAAGGGCCUCGACCCCGAAAUGGCGCUGCUGGCCGAGCACCUGCUCAAGCCGCUGCCCGCAGACCGGCAGAUCGAGACCGGGCCCUUCCUGGAGGCGGUGGCUCACCUGCCGCCCUUCUUUGAUUGCCUUGGGUCCCCGGUAUUCACGCCCAUCAAGGCAGACAUAAGCGGAAACAUCACCAAAAUCAAAGCUGUAUAUGACACCGACCCAGCCAAGUACAAGACCCUGCAGAACAUCCUGGAGGUGGAGAAGGGGAUGUAUGGGGCGGAGUGGCCCAAAGUGGGGGCCACCCUGGCACUGCUGUGGCUGAAAAGGGGCCUGCGCUUCAUCCAGGUGUUCCUGCAGAGCAUCUGCGACGGGGAACGGGACGAGAACCACCCCAACCUCAUCCGAGUCAACGCCAACAAGGCCUAUGAGAUGGCCCUUAAGAAGUACCAUGGCUGGCUGGUGCAGAAGAUCUUCAAGGCCGCCCUGUACGCAGCACCGUACAAGUCCGACUUCCUCAAGGCACUCUCCAAGGGGCAGAAUGUGACAGAGGAGGAGUGUCUGGAGAAGAUCCGCCUCUUCCUGGUCAACUACACGGCCACCAUCGACGCCAUCUACGACAUGUACACCAAGAUGAACGCGGAGCUUGACUACACAGUGUAGGCGCCCGGACACACAGCCCCACGCGGGCACCAGCAACCCCAUCACUGUGAAUCAAGCUGGGAUUCCCCAACUCUGCCAGCCCAGUCCGGCCCUUUGUGGCCAGCCAGGGUCCGCAGGGGGCGGCCUUAGCUUGUUAGAGGUCUCUUGUUUUCUUGGUUUUUCGUUGUCUUGGCCUAUUCUAAUGGAGCAAUAAACACCUUCCGUACACUCCUCGGCUCCCCCAGCCGCUCAGGCUGAGCCACCACCGUCCUUCCAGCGUGCUUAAAACCAAUUAACGUUGCUAACUUCGCUAACGUUGAGGAAUUCCUAGGGUUUUGUCAUUUCCCCCCUACCUAGCUCAGGAACCCAGCUCAGGGGCCGACAUACACCUCACCCAGCUAAGAAGUCUGGUCCAUCUGGCCUGGGGGUGUCGUGGAUGCUUGAAGGACAAUGGAAGUUUGAUUGGAAGUUCAGCAGGGGCCCUACUGUGGCGGAGUCUGUUUAAAAGGCAAGCUGGCAGGAGCCUCGCGGGGCUCACACAUGUGGCAUAACCAGCCCCACCCCUCCACCCCCGCAGGUUUUUUGUUUUUUUCUUCCCCCUGAAAUGUACCAGCAAGCCUUUUCAAACGACUGACUAGGCACACACAGGUGACCCAUACGUGACUGUAUUUGCAUUCUUCUGCAUAAUUAUUUUCUUCGGGGUUGGCUCUUCCAACCUAAGAAACUGCCUUUCGUGGGAGCCCUCCAGCUGCGGAGACCCAAGACACCACCUUGCUGCCUUAACCGUCCUUCUGGAGCUAAAAGAGCUAUAUUUUUUAAAUUAUUGGGGUAAACACGCCCUGAAAGAAUUGAUGUAUGUUUAAAAAAAAAACAAAAACAAAAAGCCCAAUGAGGAACAAUUGGUGAUUUUUAUGCAGAAAUUAAAUAAUCCUUAAUAAAUAAAUCUAUAUUUUGAAAUCACA
Molecule: messenger RNA, 1681 nt
Organism: Mus pahari (shrew mouse)
Lineage: Eukaryota; Metazoa; Chordata; Mammalia; Rodentia; Muridae
Gene: Gltp
Product: glycolipid transfer protein
Exons: 5
Coding region: 111-740 (209 amino acids)
Biological process (GO): ceramide transport; intermembrane lipid transfer
Cellular component (GO): cytoplasm; membrane; cytosol
Molecular function (GO): ceramide 1-phosphate binding; ceramide 1-phosphate transfer activity
Source: RefSeq, a predicted model, not a curated record